AGUAGAGAGAAAACCUUCCCCAUCUUCUCUCUCUCUCUCUCACCUGUUCUUCUUCUCCUAUGGCUCACCUCUCCAUGGACCAUGGACCAUGCUGAAAUAAACAAUGAAAACCUUCUACAACCCUACCAUUGAAAGUAACAUUUGAGGUUUAAUUAUUUAGUGCAAUUAUUAUAUGCAAUCUUAUUAUUAUUAUAUAAAGAACAUCACACAUCUCCCCAAAUUGGCAGCUUCCUAUGUGAACGUUCAACAGGAAGGCACAUCUGUUGAGUUCUUCUCUGUUAUAGAAGCAAACAACAGCAAAACAUAUACCAUACGCCAUUAUUGCUCCUCCAAGGAUGCCUCCUAACACCUGCAUUAUCUUGUUCUGCCUCUUAACUUCUCUUUCUCCUCUCAUUAGAGCCACCUUCAAUCUCACCCUCCCCCACCAACACCCCAACCCUGAAGCUGUGGUUCAAGAAGUCCAGAGGAGACUCAAUGUAUCAAUAUCCAGAAGGCAAAUGCUAUCCACCACCACCACCAACAAUGGCGGCUCCAAAGACCAGCUCUCGUGCCUCACCGGAAACCCAAUCGACGAUUGCUGGCGGUGCGACCCAAACUGGGCCAACAACCGCCAACGACUCGCCGACUGCGCCAUCGGAUUCGGCCACGCAGCCCUCGGCGGCAAAGGCGGCCAGUUCUACGUCGUCACCGACUCUUCGGACCCAGCAAACCCAACUCCGGGCACACUCCGCUACGGCGUGAUCCAAUCCGAACCCCUCUGGAUCAUCUUCUCUGGCAACAUGCUCAUCAAGCUCAAGCACGAGCUCAUCGUGAACAGCUUCAAAACCAUCGACGGUCGCGGCGCGAAUAUCCAGAUCACCGGCGGCGGCUGCAUUACGCUUCAAUACAUCAGCAACGUCAUCAUCCACAACAUCCACGUCAGCCACUGUGUUCCCUCGGGAAACACUAUGAUACGCUCCACCCCAACCCAUGUUGGGCAUAGAGGAAUAUCGGACGGUGAUGGUAUCUCCAUCUUCAAUUCUCAUGAUCUGUGGAUUGAUCAUUGCUCUCUGUCUUAUUGUACGGACGGUUUGAUUGAUGCGAUCAUGGGGUCCACGGGGAUCACGAUAUCGAACAGCUAUUUUGCACAUCAUAAUGAAGUGAUGCUGUUAGGGCAUGAUGAUAAGUACUUGCCUGAUUCCGGGAUGCAGGUGACCAUAGCUUUUAAUCACUUUGGUGUAGGGCUGGUGCAGCGUAUGCCUCGGUGUAGACGCGGGUAUAUACACGUGGUUAAUAAUGAUUUCACGGAAUGGAAGAUGUAUGCUAUCGGCGGUAGCGCUAACCCUACUAUCAAUAGUCAGGGUAAUCGCUAUACCGCGCCGGUGGAUCCCGACGCCAAGGAGGUGACGAAGCGCGUGGAUACAAACGAGAAAGAUUGGACGGAUUGGAACUGGAGGACAGACGGGGACAUAAUGGUAAAUGGAGCAUUCUUCGUUCCCUCUGGACAAGGCCUCACCGCACAGUACGCCAAAGCCUCCAGCGUCGAGCCCAAGUCCGCCGCCCUCAUCACCCAACUCACCUCCAACUCCGGCGUUUUCGGUGAUCCCAGGGACACCAGUGUGAGCAUUUCAUACCCUGGUGUCAAUGGCGUUGGUACCAGCACCGGCGGAAGCGGUUCUGAUGGGGGGUCCGGUAGCAGCAGUGGCGAUGGCGGGAACUUUUUUGGGAUGAUAUUUGGGAGCAGCGCGCCACCACCACCUUCUUCAUCUACAACCACUACCAUCCUCUUGUCUCUUUCUAUUAUUUUAAGUUUAUACAUUACCACCAACUAUGGUACUCUAUUAUCAUUACCAUUGUUAUCAUCAUCACAAUUAUUAUGAUUAUUAUAGGAAAUUUGGAAAGCAAAGGAAUUGAUAUUUAAGAAAGGAAAUGAGAGAUUUAUCAAUUUGAUUGUU
This is a messenger RNA of Camellia sinensis, 1934 nucleotides long. RefSeq names its product putative pectate lyase 12. Gene Ontology annotation, molecular function: pectate lyase activity. The record is from RefSeq and is a predicted model, not a curated record. Lineage: Eukaryota; Viridiplantae; Streptophyta; Magnoliopsida; Ericales; Theaceae.